AUGGCGAUGAACAAGAUUCGCGGCGCCUUUGCGGUGCCUAGAAAAGGAGAGACAUUUGAAUUGCGAGCUGGCCUUGUCUCCCAGUAUGCCUACGAACGGAAAGAGUCAAUUCAGAAGACAAUUAUGGCCAUGACGCUAGGAAAGGACGUAUCUGCUCUCUUCCCCGAUGUGCUGAAGAAUAUCGCAACGGCCGAUUUGGAGCAGAAGAAGCUGGUCUACCUGUACCUCAUGAACUACGCUAAAUCACACCCCGACCUUUGCAUCCUCGCCGUGAACACGUUCGUCCAGGAUUCGGAAGAUCCAAACCCAUUGAUUCGAGCUCUUGCUAUUCGUACUAUGGGUUGUAUUCGGGUGGAGAAGAUGGUGGAUUACAUGGAGGAACCGCUGCGCAAGACCCUCCGAGACGAGUCGCCAUACGUCCGUAAAACAGCUGCUAUCUGUGUGGCUAAGCUUUUUGAUCUGAACUCCAGCUUGUGUCUUGAGAACGGAUUCCUGGAGAUGCUGCAGGAGAUGAUCGGAGAUCCCAACCCGAUGGUUGUGGCCAACUCAGUGACCGCACUUUCGGAAAUUAGCCAUACUGCGCCCGAGACUAAAGCUCUCCAGGUCACCCCCAACACAUUGCGCAAGAUGCUCAUGGCAUUGAAUGAAUGCACAGAAUGGGGCCGUGUGACUAUCCUCUCGACACUGGCUGAGUACCGGGCAGCGGACAUCAAGGAGUCGGAGCACAUUUGUGAGAGGGUUUCGCCUCAGUUCCAGCAUGUGAACGCUAGUGUCGUUUUGGCGGCAGUCAAGGUUGUGUUCUUGCACAUGAAAUACGUUGGCCCAGAGCUGGCGAAGACAUAUCUUAAGAAAAUGGCUCCUCCGCUUGUAACACUGGUAUCCUCCGCACCUGAGGUUCAAUAUGUGGCUUUGAGAAAUAUUGAUCUCCUGCUGCAGAAGCAGCCAGACAUUCUGAAUAAGGAGCUACGUGUCUUCUUCUGCAAAUACAACGACCCGCCAUAUGUCAAGUUCCAAAAAUUAGAGAUCAUGGUGCGAAUUGCGAAUGACAAGAACGUUGACCAGCUCUUGGCGGAGUUGAAGGAGUACGCUAUGGAAGUUGAUAUGGACUUUGUCCGGCGCGCGGUCAAAGCGAUUGGCCAGGUUGCCAUUAAGAUCGAGAGCGCCAGCGAGAAAUGCGUGAACACGCUAUUGGAUUUGAUUAACCUGAAGGUGAACUAUGUCGUUCAGGAGGCCAUCGUUGUUAUCCGUGAUAUUUUCCGCAAGUACCCAGGUUACGAGGGUAUCAUUCCAACUCUGUGUCAAUGCAUUGACGAGUUGGAUGAGCCUAAUGCUCGGGCUGCCUUGAUUUGGAUCGUUGGAGAGUACGCUGAGAAGAUCAGCAAUGCUGGUGAUAUUCUAGGUGGCUUUGUGGAUGGAUUCAACGAAGAAUUUUCUCAGACUCAAUUACAGAUCCUCACCUCCGUCGUCAAGCUCUUCCUCAAGCGGCCUGAGAAGGCCCAAGGCCUGGUCCAGCGUGUUCUUCAAGCAGCCACCGCGGAAAAUGACAACCCAGAUGUUCGGGACCGAGCUUACAUUUACUGGCGUCUCCUUUCCAAUACAAGCGAUCAGGAUGCCACUAAGAGCAUUGUUCUUUCAGACAAGCCCCCCAUUGUUACAACCACCUCCUCAUUACCACCUGCCCUUCUCGAGCGACUCCUCCAGGAGCUGUCCACUCUAUCAUCCGUCUACCACAAGCCUCCAGAGCAGUUUGUCGGACAAGGUCGCUUUGGUGCGGAUGCCGUUCAGCAAGCCGCUAUCGAGGAACAACGUGAGAACGCUCGCGAGAACCCACUGGCUGCUGCUGCCGCUGCUGCCGUCAGCGGUACUACACCUACUGCGCAGGCGCAAAACAACGUCGAGAACUUGCUGGACAUCGAUUUCGACGGUGGCGCCCCCGCAUCUGCGCACAAGAACGAGUCUGGCGGUAUGUCCGGCUUAGAGGGCCUUGCCGGUACUCCCGUGCGGGUCCAGUCCCCAGCAGUUGGAGCUCCUGCCCCCGCUCCGGCAGGCAACAACAACUUGGAUGACUUGCUCGGCGUGUUCGGUGACUCCGGCCCAUCUCAGCCCCCGUCAAGCGGUGCUGGUGAUUUGAUGAAUGGCUUCUCUGGUCUUGAUCUGUCCGGUAGCACAUCUCCGGCGAACAACAAUCAGCCCAAGAAGACUAACGAGGACAUCAUGUCUCUCUUCUAG
Molecule: messenger RNA, 2229 nt
Organism: Penicillium malachiteum
Lineage: Eukaryota; Fungi; Ascomycota; Eurotiomycetes; Eurotiales; Aspergillaceae
Product: putative AP-1 adaptor complex subunit beta
Exons: 7
Coding region: 1-2229 (742 amino acids)
Biological process (GO): intracellular protein transport; vesicle-mediated transport
Cellular component (GO): membrane coat
Molecular function (GO): clathrin binding
Source: RefSeq, a predicted model, not a curated record